AUGCAAGAAGCACCUUACACGGGCAACGCCCAAUAUGGCGUCAACACUGGCGUCAACGCUACCCAAUACACUAACCCGCCCAACUACCGCCUCGACGACUUGUCGUCUGACGGCAAGAAGAGCGACCCUGAACUUGCGCCCGUUGACAAGACGGCCACUGUCCAGGAAGGAUCCGAAAAGUUCCACCGUCUCGGAUGGAAGCAGCUCACAAUCUGCCUCAUCGUCGAGGCCAUUGCGCUAGGCUCUCUCUCAAUUCCUAGCGCGUUUGCGACCCUGGGUAUGGUUCCCGGUACCAUCAUGUGCAUUGGUCUUGGUCUCGUCGCCAUCUACACCUCGUACGUUGUCGGUCAGGUCAAGAUGCGCUACCCGCAUGUUUCCCAUUACUCGGACGCUGUCGAACUCAUCUGGGGCAAAUUCGGAGCUGAACUCACCGGUGUCAUGUUUGCCCUGUUCUUGAUUCUCCUUGUUGGAUCUCACGCACUUACCGGAACCAUUGCCUUUAUCAACAUUAUCGGCAACUACGCUACCUGCGCGCUCGUCUGGGGUAUCAUCUCCAUGAUUAUCCUCUUGGUUCUCGCCCUCCCACCUACGUUCCACGACUUUGCCUGGUUGGGAUACAUUGAUUUCAUCAGUGUCAUUGCCGCCAUCUUGAUCACCAUCAUCGCAACUGGUAUCCAGGCACACGACGCCCCUGGUGGCCUUAGCGCAGUCAACUGGUCCGCAUGGCCCAAGCCUGACACGACCUUUUACCAGGCAUUCCUCGCAACCACAAACAUCAUCUUCGCCUACUCCUUUGCCGUGUGCCAAUUCUCCUUCAUGUCGGAGAUGCACACCCCUAAGGAUUACGUCAAGUCCAUCUGGGCUCUUGGUCUGAUUGAAAUCUUCAUCUACACCCUCACUGGAGCUCUCAUCUACGCCUUUGUCGGCCAGGAAGUCAAGUCGCCCGCUCUUCUCUCUGCCGGCCACACCGUUUCUCGUGUUGCCUUUGGUGUCGCCAUGCCCGUCAUCUUCAUCUCUGGAUCCAUCAACGGCACCGUAGUAUGCAGGUACAUUAUGGACCGCGUCUUCGCCAACUCGCCCAUUCGCUUUGUCAAGGACGUCCGCGGUUGGGGAGUUUGGAUUGGACUCAUCACUAUUACUACCGUCAUUGGAUGGAUCAUUGCCGAGGCCAUUCCCUUCUUCAACGCUCUUCUCGGCCUCAUCUCCUCGCUCUUCAUUUCGGGCUUCACCUUUUACUGGCCCGCUCUCUUUUGGUUCCAGCUCGUCAAGGAGGGCAAGUGGAACUCUUCCGCCAAAAACAUUACACUCAGCAUCGUCAACGCUAUCGUCUUCAUCAUCGGUCUGGUCGUCUUGGGCGCCGGAACAUACGCAUCGGUAGAGGACAUUAUUACCCAGUACAACUCUGGCGCUGUCAGGAGUCCGUUCACUUGCUCCGCAGAGUCAUAUGCGUAGAUGAAUAGAGUGGGUGUAAAAUUAUGAUAGACAUUACAAAACACUUGGGGUGAUGGCUAGGAGAAAAAUAGACUAGAGUGUACGAGAUGCUGGAAUGGUGAUUACGAGAAACAUGUAUAUAUCAAAGUCCUCAGUGAGGCACUUCUCUUACGAUUAUGAGUAGCAGUUGCAUAGCGUUGGCGACCAAUUCAUGACACUAUCUUCA
Messenger RNA from Pyrenophora tritici-repentis Pt-1C-BFP, 1657 nucleotides. Its product is annotated as SdaC, Amino acid permease. Gene Ontology annotation, biological process: amino acid transmembrane transport. Lineage: Eukaryota; Fungi; Ascomycota; Dothideomycetes; Pleosporales; Pleosporaceae. The record is from RefSeq and is a predicted model, not a curated record. Gene Ontology annotation, molecular function: L-amino acid transmembrane transporter activity.